Molecule: messenger RNA, 464 nt
Organism: Arachis duranensis
Lineage: Eukaryota; Viridiplantae; Streptophyta; Magnoliopsida; Fabales; Fabaceae
Product: putative RING-H2 finger protein ATL69
Exons: 1
Coding region: 11-310 (99 amino acids)
Source: RefSeq, a predicted model, not a curated record
UACUCUUGCAAUGGGCCUUGAUAGGACCACAAUUGAAAAGUACCCAAAGACUCUUAUCGGUGAGAGCGGGCGCUUGUUGAAGCCCACUGAUAAUACCUGCUCAAUAUGCCUCUGUGAAUAUGAGCCUAAAGAUACUUUGAGGACCAUACCUGAGUGCAACCAUUAUUUCCAUGCUGAGUGCAUAGACGAGUGGCUCAGAAUGAAUGGAACCUGCCCCUUGUGCAGGAACACACCGGGGGCAUUAUCUAGAGUUAGCCCUUCUUUCUCUUCUUUGUCUCAUCACACUUCAUCAAUGUCCUCUACGCCAUAGAUAGUCCAUGCUUAAACCUCGUGUUUAUGUAGUGUAUAUAGGGACUAUAUAUAGGCAGGCUAUAAAGAUUAAGAGUAGUGUUUUUGUAUCUGUGUAAUAUUAUUACUUUUCAUUUUUUCCCCUUAAUAUAUAGUUACUAAAAGAGCUUAUAUCA